Messenger RNA from Ochotona princeps (American pika), 3932 nucleotides. It is a transcript of the gene PEX1, whose product is annotated as peroxisomal biogenesis factor 1. Gene Ontology annotation, cellular component: cytosol; peroxisomal membrane; peroxisome. Gene Ontology annotation, biological process: protein import into peroxisome matrix. The record is from RefSeq and is a predicted model, not a curated record. The transcript is spliced from 24 exons. Gene Ontology annotation, molecular function: ATP binding; ATP hydrolysis activity. The coding region runs from base 93 to 3932 and encodes 1279 amino acids. NCBI's taxonomy places the organism in Eukaryota, Metazoa, Chordata, Mammalia, Lagomorpha, Ochotonidae.
GGCUCCGACGCCCUCUGCCUUGCUCGGGCAGAGGUCAGACGCGGCGUCCAGGUGCUGGUUGCGGGGAGGGCGGCCGGCCGGGCUCCCGCACCAUGUUGGGCAGUGGUCGCCUGGCGGGGGCCGGGGGAGGCGGGGCGGUGGUGACGGUGGCCUUCACCAACGCUCGGGACUGCUUCCUGCACCUGCCGCGGCGUCUGGCGGCCCAGCUGCAGCUGCUGCAGAAUCAAGCGAUAGAAGUGUCCUGGGGCCACCAGCCUGCGUUCCUGAGCUGGGUGGAAGGCAGGCGUUUUAGCGACCAAGGUGAAAAUGUGGCUGAAAUGAGCAGACACCUGGGCCAGAAACUCGGACUCCCCGAUGGAGAGCAGGUCUUCCUGAGGCCGUGCCCCCACAUGGUGUCCUGUGAGCAAGUGGAGGUGGAGCCGCUGUCAGUGGACGACUGGGAGAUACUGGAGCUGCACGCCGCCACCCUGGAGCAGCACCUUCUGGGUCAGAUCCGAGUGGUCUUCCCCAAAGCCGUCCUGCCCGUGUGGGUCGACCAGCAGACUCACCUCCUUAUCCAGAUUGUCGCACUGAUGCCCGCAGCCGCUUUCGGAAGGCUGGAGGUGGACACGCGACUCCUGAUUCGGCCGAAAACACGUCCAGCGGAAGAGCAGGCCCUUUCAAAGGUACCUCACGCCCGUGGGGAGUUUCAGAGUUUGGGAAGGGACCCACAAGGACCCAUGAAAGGGUUUCCAGCCAAGCAGCAUCCAUCAGAUACCCCGGGGGGCGCCGGGUCCGGUGACGCAGACCCGGAAGUCUCCGAGGACUCGUCUCCAAGCUUGUGGACCAGGAUCGGAAGCGUUUUUUCUUUUGGAUCUGAGAAGAGACCUGAGACCUCCUGGGGCUCCAGGGAAGUCCGUGCGUUCAGAAAUGUGCAGUCGCAGGCCGUCCCACUGGACAACGUUUUCAGAGUGUGCCGAGCUCAGCCCCGCAGUGCCAACCCCGCCACAGCACCUGCUGUGUGGACCACACACUCCGUCGUUCACGUGUUUCCCUGGGACCAGGAAUACUUGGACAUGGAGCCCCGCUUCCCUGUGACCUACGGGCAGCUGGUUAAGCUGCUUUCCCCAAGGCAGCAGCAUGGGAGGACCAGACGGGACGGCCUGUCGCCUGCGGAGCAGAGGCAGCCGUCGGAGGCGCCCGACACGAAGCCGCCUGGCUCGGCGGGUACACCGGAGGCCGGGAGGGCAUGCGUGCUCAAGGUGGUCUGGAACGGGCUGGAGGAGCUGAGCAGUGCCGGCAAGUACACCAGGAAUGGAGAAGCUCUCCAUUUUGGCAAAGUCUGGAUUCCAGAUGAUCUAAGAAAGCGACUAAAUAUAGAGAUGCAUUCAGUUGUCAGAAUAACUCCAGUGGAAACGGCCCCCAAGAUUCCAAGACUUCUGAAGCUACAACCAAGAGAAGAUUUGCCUAAGGACGUGAGUGAAGCUGAGGUCAAAGCUGGAUUCUGCUCCUGGCUGCAGCAGUCGGCCAGCACCGAGCUUCCUCUGGCGACGGCAGGAGAAGAGUGCAUUAGGCUGGGAAUUAACGGCGGUUUGAAGGAAUUUUCUCUGCAUAUAGUUCAUUCUUGGGAGAAAGAGAAAGAAAAAGAAAAAAACAUUUUUCUGUUGAGUACCAAUCUGCUGCAGAAGAUGACAGUACAAGUCCUUCUAGAUCCUUUGGUAAAAGAAGAAAACAGUGAGGAAAUUGACUUAAAUCCUCCCUUUUUAAAGCUGAACUCUUUGGGAGGCGUGAGGUCCCUAGGUGUUUCCUGCAUGGAGCACGUCACACACAGCCUCCUGGGCCGUCCUCUGUCACGGCCGCUGCUGGCCAUGGUGGCAGGGCUGAGGAACGGGGCCCUCUUACUCACAGGGGGAAAGGGGAGUGGAAAGUCAACGUUGGCCAAGGCAGUGUGUCAAGAGGCCCGAGACACACUGGACGCGCACGUGGAGGUGGUGGAGUGCAGAGCUCUGCGAGGGAAAAGGCCGGCGAGCGUGGAGAAGACGCUGCGGGCAGCCUUCUCGGAGGCCGCGUGGAGGCAGCCGUCGGUGCUGCUGCUGGAUGACCUCGAGCUCCUCGCGGGGCUGGCUGCCGGGCCGCAGCAUGAGCACAGCCCCGACGCCGUGCAGGGCCAGCGGCUCGCACACGCAUUGAUUGCUAUGAUCAAGGAGCUUGCCGCCACGGGAAGUUUGGUUGCCCUGAUUGCCACGAGCCAGGCUCAGGACUCGCUGCAUCCUCUGCUGGCGUCCGCGCAAGGAAAUCAUGUGUUUCAGUGUGUCCGGCACAUCCUGCCCCCUAACCAGGAGCAGAGACGUGAAGUUUUGCAAAAUAUAAUAAACAACAAACUGGACUGUGACAGCAGCAGGUUCGCAGAUCUGGACCUGCAGUUCAUCGCCAAGGAGACCGAGGGCUUUGUGGCCCGAGACUUCACCUUGCUCGUGGACCGGGCUGUGCACGCUCACCUCUCUCACCAGUGUGUGUCCACCAAGGAAGAGUUAGUUCUAACAACAUUGGACUUCCAGAAGGCUCUGCAAGGAUUUGUUCCCGCGGCUUUGCGGAAGGUCAGCCUGCAUCAGCCUCGAGGCGUGGGCUGGGAGCAGGUUGGAGGCCUGCACGACGUGCGGCAGAUGCUCACGGACACUAUCCAGCUGCCAGCCAAGUAUCCAGAAUUAUUUGCCAACUUGCCCAUACGACAGAGAACGGGGCUGCUGCUGUAUGGCCCCCCGGGAACAGGGAAGACCUUGCUGGCAGGGGUCGUUGCCCGGGAGAGUGGAAUGAAUUUUAUUAGUGUCAAGGGGCCAGAGUUGCUCAGCAAAUACAUUGGAGCAAGUGAACAAGCCAUUCGGGAUAUUUUUAUGAGAGCGCAAGCCGCCAAGCCCUGCCUGCUGUUCUUCGAUGAGUUUGAAUCCAUUGCCCCUCGAAGAGGUCAUGAUAACACUGGCGUCACGGACCGCGUGGUUAACCAGUUGCUGACCCAGCUGGACGGAGUGGAAGGCCUCCAGGGUGUCUACGUGCUGGCUGCCACCAGCCGCCCUGACCUGAUCGACCCCGCCCUGCUGCGGCCGGGGCGCCUCGAUAAGUGUGUGUACUGUCCCCCUCCAGACCAGGCAUCUCGCCUUGAAAUCCUAAAGGCGCUCAGUGCCUCGCUGCCCCUGGCCGGGGACGCCGACCUGCAGCACGUGGCCGCCCUCACGGACUCCUUCACCGGCGCCGAUCUGAAAGCCCUCCUGUACAACGCCCAGCUGGAGGCCCUGCAUGCCAGUCUGCUCCCGAGCGGGCUGCAGGACGGACCCUCCAGUUCUGACAGUGACCUCAGCCUGUCCCCCAUGGUCUUGCUGAACCACAGCAGCGGCUCAGAUGAUUCCGCCGGGGACGGGGAGUGUGGCUUCCACCAGUCCCUCACGUCGCUCGACAUGUCUGCGAUCCUCCCAGAUGAAUGCAGGUUAAACAUGUACCGGCUCUACUUCGGAAGCUCCUAUGAGUCAGAACUCGGAAAUGGAACUGCGUCUGAUCUGGUUGGUACUUGGGCCGCCGUCAGCCAGCUCUCGCAGGACUUGCUGGGAGCCCCCAGAAGAGAGGCACGGCCCCCUGUGCUGCAGACGGCGUCACAGGAGGGCUCCCAGGACCUGACGCAGGAGCAGAGAGAGCAGCUCCGGGCAGACCUCAGCGUGAUCAAGGGCCGAUACCAGAGCCCCAGCGGGGAGGAGGAGUCGCUUCAGCCCCCAGGACCAGGCAGCGCAGGUCUGGCCGUCAGUCAGUCACACCUACUGACUGCCCUGGGUCACACCAGACCGUCCAUCAGCAAGGAAGACUGGAAGACUUACACCGAGCUGUAUGAAAACUUUCAAAACCCAAAGAGAAAAAAUCACAGUGGAACUGUGCUGUUUCGACCUGGGCAGAAAGUGACUUUAGCCUGA